AUGUCGCCCGAAGCGAAGAGACCCGAAUGGUACCAGAGAGAUGUCCAGGGCAUCAAUGCAGAUGCUCAGCGACUUCUAGAGAAUUAUAGUGGCCUCGCACCGGAGGAAGUCUUGCCACAUAUUUUGUCUUUGCGCGACGAGGCAUUUGAUGUCUAUCAUUAUGCCUGCAUCGGUCAGAUGAGGUUUCUUUCCUUCAAUCUGUCACGCAUGCCCUUCUGGGCUCGGGUGCUGGAACGGCUUCGCGCCGACCUUUCAAGUGGAUUUCUCGAUGCGGGAUGCUGCUUUGGACAAGAGCUUCGAUUUUUAGCCGAUCAAGGCAUCGCUAGCAAUCAGCUCUUCGGGUGUGAUCUUGAACAAAUUUUCAUUGAUCUUGGCUACCAGCUCUUUCGAGACAAAGGCCGUCUGCAGGCAACAUUUGUUGUCGGGGAUCUUAGUGCCGAUGAUGUCCAUUUCAAUAAUGGUGAAAUUGUCCAGAAGUUGAAUGGCAAGAUUGACAUUGUGUUUGCGAGCUCUUUGUUUCAUAUGUGGGAUUGGGAUACGCAAGUUAAGGUUGCCACGCAUCUAGUCAGAAUUUGUUGUCAGAAAUCGGGUAUCAUGAUUACUGGACGGCAGAUGGGGAGCGUUCAAGGGGACCACUAUACAAUGGCAGGCAUGAAGGAUGGUGCUGUGCACUACCGGCAUGAUCCCGAAACAAUGGUGCGCUUUUGGGACGCCGUUGGAGAGGCCACUCAGACGAGCUGGAAGGUAGAGGCUGGUCUCUAUUGGGCUGAGGAGGUUGAUCAAAUGAAGAACAUGCCUUGGGGUGAUGAUAAGAUACGGAUGAUCUGGUGGUGCGCGACAAGGCAGUAG
This is a messenger RNA of Penicillium subrubescens, 849 nucleotides long. RefSeq names its product class I SAM-dependent methyltransferase. The transcript is spliced from 2 exons. Lineage: Eukaryota; Fungi; Ascomycota; Eurotiomycetes; Eurotiales; Aspergillaceae. Bases 1 to 849 code for a protein of 282 amino acids. The record is from RefSeq and is a predicted model, not a curated record.